Sorex fumeus (smoky shrew) is the source of this 1356-nucleotide messenger RNA. RefSeq names its product hypoxia inducible factor 1 subunit alpha inhibitor (gene HIF1AN). Lineage: Eukaryota; Metazoa; Chordata; Mammalia; Eulipotyphla; Soricidae. Gene Ontology annotation, molecular function: [protein]-asparagine 3-dioxygenase activity; peptidyl-histidine dioxygenase activity; ankyrin repeat binding. The coding region runs from base 27 to 1076 and encodes 349 amino acids. The transcript is spliced from 8 exons. Gene Ontology annotation, cellular component: nucleus; cytoplasm. The record is from RefSeq and is a predicted model, not a curated record. Gene Ontology annotation, biological process: negative regulation of Notch signaling pathway; peptidyl-aspartic acid hydroxylation.
CGGCGGGGCCGUCCCUGGAGGCGGAGAUGGCGGCGACAGCGGCUGAGGCGGAGGCCUCGGGCUCCGGAGAAUCGCGGGAAGAGGCGGACGCCCCCAGCCCCGCUUGGGAUGAGUCUCAGCUGCGCAGUUACAGCUUCCCGACCCGGCCUAUCCCGCGGCUGAGCCAGGGCGACCCCCGGGCGGAGGAGCUGAUCGAGAAUGAGGAACCCGUGGUGCUGACCGACACGAACCUGGUGUACCCCGCGCUCAAGUGGGACCUCGACUACCUGCAGGAGAACAUCGGGAACGGAGACUUCUCCGUGUACAGCGCCAGCACGCACAAGUUCCUGUACUACGACGAGAAGAAGAUGGCCAACUUCCAGAACUUCAAGCCCCGCUCCAACCGGGAGGAGAUGAAGUUCCACGAGUUCGUGGAGAAGCUGCAGGAGAUCCAGCGGCGAGGCGGGGAGGAGAGGUUGUAUCUGCAGCAAACACUCAAUGACACUGUGGGCAGGAAGAUUGUCAUGGACUUCUUGGGUUUUAACUGGAACUGGAUUAAUAAACAACAGGGAAAGCGUGGCUGGGGGCAACUGACCUCCAACCUGCUGCUCAUUGGCAUGGAAGGAAAUGUGACGCCUGCUCACUAUGAUGAGCAACAGAACUUCUUUGCUCAAAUAAAAGGCCACAAGCGGUGCAUCUUAUUUCCCCCGGAUCAGUUUGAGUGCCUCUACCCGUAUCCUGUUCAUCACCCUUGUGACAGACAGAGCCAGGUGGACUUUGACAAUCCUGACUACGAGAGGUUCCCCAAUUUUCAGAACGUUGUUGGUUACGAAACAGUGGUUGGCCCUGGUGAUGUUCUCUACAUCCCAAUGUACUGGUGGCAUCAUAUAGAGUCAUUACUAAAUGGGGGGAUUACCAUCACUGUGAACUUCUGGUAUAAGGGGGCCCCCACCCCUAAGAGAAUUGAAUAUCCUCUCAAAGCCCAUCAGAAGGUCGCCAUAAUGAGAAACAUUGAGAAGAUGCUUGGAGAGGCCUUGGGGAAUCCACAAGAGGUGGGGCCCUUGUUGAACACAAUGAUCAAGGGUCGCUACAACUAGCCUGCUGGGAGUUGAAGCCUCCUGCCAGGCGACCGCUCGCUCGUCCACACUGCUUCAUUGAUGAGGACAGGAGACUCCCAAGCGCUAGGAUUGCACGCUGCACUUCAUGGACUGGACUCUUGCCAUGGUCCUGAGGCAGGUGUCCGGGCGAGGCAGGGUGGCUGGCGCUCUACUCCACUCGGAGAGACUUCUUACCCUGGCCUCUCUGCCCCCGCACCUCCUCUCUGCCCCCCGAAAGUCCUCUAUUUAGUGUGUGGAGUUCCAGCUUCUGGUCGUCCUC